AAAGGAGUCCCCUAGAUGACUCUUCCCCAACCAGGCACCAAACAACCAGUAAACGCUCAAAUGGCCGGACACGUUUGCAAGCAGGGCACACAAGCAUUUUAGGAAUUGCCGAUGACUCUGAACUUACUCGACCAUCUAUUAGAAGAAGUCCAAGGAUAGGAUAUUCUUAUGACCAAGGCAAGGACUCCACACUGAACAAAUCUGAAGGAGCAGCAGAUAAAGAGGAGGAUGAGAGCGAGAGCAAAUCAGAAGUUAAAAAUACUGUUUAUAAUUAUCAAACAACUCAGAGAUACUAUUCAACAAAAGAAUCUCAAACUUCUGUUCCGAAGCAGUAUGGGUUUGACCAAAAGACAACCUUGAGAGCUAGAAUACCAAAUGAAGCGGAGCCUCAAAUUCAAGCCAGCAUAUUGAAGAAGCAUUCGGAAGCUGUUAAUAAAAGUUCUAGUGUACAGUCCAGGGGACACUCUGUUUUCUGGAUUCUGGUGUGUGUGGGAGCUUGCAUUGCUGCUGGUGGAUGGUAUAUUUUUUAUCCACCACCCCCUACUCCAGAAACUGACCAAGCCCUGCUGGCAUUUCAGACCCAGAUGAAAAAGCUCAUGAGCAGCUACCCGAGUCAGGACAGCAGACUGUGGAAGAGAAUCCAGACCACCUUUGAGAAGCGUCUCAACGCCUCGCGACCUCAUUCGGAGCCUGUUAUCCUACUGCUCACCGCUGCAAAAGAAGCCGAAGAUGCGCUGAAGUGUUUAAGCAACCAGAUUGCGGAUGCCUUCUCCUCUUCUCAGCGCACUGCGACCAUCAGAAUCGAUGGGGCCGACAAAGCCACACAGGACAGUGAUGCUGUAAAACUUGCUGUGGAUCGAGAGCUGAGCGCCGGGUUCACAGGAGGCAAGAAGGCGGCCGUGGUGCAUCGGUUUGAGUCACUGCCGGCGGAUUCCACCCUAAUAUUUUACAAGUACUGUGACCAUGAAAAUGCAGCCUUUAAGGAUGUAGCUCUACUCUUAACUGUUCUGCUGGAGGAGGAGUCACUAGGAAGGGGUCUCACCCCAGUGGAAGUUGAGGAGAAAGUGAAAGAUUUCCUCUGGGCUAAGUUUACAAAUUCACACAUGACAGGUUCCUAUAACCGCAUGGACACAGACAAACUGAGUGGGCUGUGGAGUCGCAUAUCCCACCAGGUCUUGCCUGUGUGGCCUGAAAACACCCUCCCUCGGGAGAACUGCUUGCAGGUGAACUAAGAAAAGAAGCAAGGAGGAAGCAAUACAGAGAGGCGUCUGUUAGUGCCUGCGUAGGAAGAGUGUUUUCAGCUCUUGCUUCUGAACCGUUGUAAGGGCCAGUUUCAAGUCAAUUUAGGGUUUAUUCCUUUGAAAAGGAGGAGUUGGACAUUUUGUGCAAAGAACUUUGUAGGUCAUGGUGUGUGUCCUACCACUCUGCUCAACAACAUUUGAAGCCUUCUGUCCAGCUUAAGUUUGGAGAGCCGUGGAUGUCAGAGGAAGGCGCCUGUGGGAGUCAUCCCAUUUUGUUGAGCUGGGUGAUAGGAUAUGUGCCUGUGAGUCUGGUAAGCUGUCGUUCAAAAUCUCAUAGUCUUUGCAGUGGGGAAAAAAGAUUUCUUGAUAACUUGGAGAUCUCCAGCUGUGUGUAAGGUUACCUUGAUAUGAUUAGAUCGCUUGACUUGAAAGAUCUUUUGGAGAAUAAUGUAACUAGGAACAGCAAGCUAGUGAAGGCUAAUAGAGCCCCGUACUCAUUUUCUAUCUCCUUUCCCUGCUUGCAACAGACUAGAAGAAAUUGCAAAGACAAAGCUUCAUGCUUCUAACACUUGUCAUUCCAUCCCCCCGCCUUCCCCCGGUCCAUAAAAUUGACUAAGCUUUUUGUAACUGCAGAUUUUCAUAAUAGUUUCUGUGCUGACCCGAUCCGGUUAGUUUAUUUGGAAUUAUGAAAGUGAAUUAAACCAACCAAUAUAAUAAUUUGAAGGAGCAUUGCAGUUUGUUCAGUAUCUCCAUAGGUGGUAGAGACAGACGGACUUUUCUCGAUUUCUGCUUGUAGAGACAUAUUUUGUGGCCUGGGACUGGGUACUGAAUUCUGGUGCUUCUCAGCUAAAAAGGACUAGAAGUAGGUGUGCUUCAGUCUGAUGGGCCGUUGGAAGUCUACAUAACUGGUCAGUAUGGGAGACACUGAGUAAAGAGAAUGCAGCUUUUUCUGAGGGCAUGUUUUGCGCUUUCUGCGUCCACUAUUUAAAAGUGUAAAGUUAAUGCCCAGAUGUGCAGUAGUUUUAUUAAGGCCUGGACUAGAAAAGUGUCAGCUUUCUUGAUUCCUUUCUCAAGAUUUGUUCUAUAAAGGCUUAUAAAAGUCUUAUACAAGAAGCUCUUUGAGCCUCUUUUGUUGGGGGAGUGUUCCCUGUACCAGAGCAAAACACGAGUGGAAGGGAUUCCCCUGGUCUUAACCCUUUGCAUUGAGGUUAGUUAUUGUAGACACCAAGCCGCCAAACUACAUACUCUUAAUGUUCUUUCCCCCCACGAACAUGAAGCUUUCUGUAUCAAUACUACUCUGAUUUAAAAGACAUGCGGGUGGUGAACAGAUUUUGAGAGCCUUGUUUAAAAGUAGCCUGCAGCUUGCCACAGGCUGUAUCAUCUUUCAAUCUUGUGGGAAUGCACAUACUUUAAUGUGGAUUAUAAUAUGGAAACCUCAUAACUUUGCAGUUCCUGGCAGUUCAGUCUUCGGUCAUGUCAUUCAGCAUUUGAGUCUACUGCAUUUCCAGGAGCUUUUAAAAGCUGCUCGUUGCAUUUCGGAAGUGUGUUGUCAGAGCAGUUGCCCUUCUUUUUGAAGACCCGCUAGCAUGUUAUCCUUUAUCCCCGAAUUUGUUUGCUAUAAAUGUGACUUGAUAGUAGAACUCAACUUGUCUCAUAAGCACUGGAAAGAAGUCUUGAUUACGUUCAGAAGAAUUUUUCUUUAAGGUUGUUUGCAUGUAGUCCAUCUGCACAUUCCUUACCGAUAGCCAAUAAAACUGCUUCAUUUGAUUACCUUUAAACAGGCCUUCACACUUCGAAGAACUGAGUUCUGGGCCUUACCACUUAGACCAUGAAGACUACUUUAUUAGGGUGUGGAAGUGUGGUAGCAGCCAUGACACGGGAAUAUGAAUUGUUUUAUGUAUACAAGAAGACUUUAAACCUGUGUCAUAGUCAUGCCAGACGAAUGCUUUUUAAUAAUGUUGAUGUAUCAUCUGAAAAUUAUCAAGGAGCAAACAACUGAAUUGAGAAAGCUAUU
Molecule: messenger RNA, 3255 nt
Organism: Gekko japonicus
Lineage: Eukaryota; Metazoa; Chordata; Lepidosauria; Squamata; Gekkonidae
Product: torsin-1A-interacting protein 1-like
Exons: 8
Biological process (GO): membrane organization
Cellular component (GO): membrane
Molecular function (GO): ATPase activator activity
Source: RefSeq, a predicted model, not a curated record